Penicillium brasilianum is the source of this 1615-nucleotide messenger RNA. The record is from the annotation of a GenBank genome assembly. NCBI's taxonomy places the organism in Eukaryota, Fungi, Ascomycota, Eurotiomycetes, Eurotiales, Aspergillaceae.
AUGUGCGGUGCCGAGGUCCGUCUAGCUAUUCGACAGCUGCCGCCAACGAAAGGACCGAAUAUUUUGAGCCUCGACGGCGGUGGCAUUCGGGGGAUUAAGCAGCUUGGUUUGCUUCAGUCCUUAGAGAAGCGGCUUAGUGAAGUUCGUCUGACCGAGGUAUUUGACUUAUGCGUGGGCACCAGUGUGGGGGCUUUGAAUAUCAUGGACUUAGUCUUCAACCGUUCUUCCGCAGACAGCAGUUUUCGCCGCUUCCCAGAUCUCGCACGAAAGAUUUUCCAGCAGCCAGCAAAGCCGGUCAAGCUUCUCAAAUGCCUAGCCUGGAUUACAGGCGUGAAACGCCUCCUCCUGGACGGAAAAUACGAUGAUCGUAUGCUAGAGGAAACCCUGAAGGCGGCGUUAGGACCGGAUCGCCGAAUUUUUGAUGUCGAAACGACAUGCGGCAUCAGCAGUCGGGUAGCGAUCAUUGCCAGCCGCAUCUCGGACGGGAAAGCCUGCCUGCUAGCCAACUACCGCGGCAUCGGUCGGCAUGCUGGAAUGUCAGCGUACGAAUUUUUGAUGCCUCAAAGUCAAGAUCAAAAUCCGCUGUUGUGGGAAGUUGCACGGUGCAGCGUGGCUGCUCCAGGGUUUUUCCGUACCAAGACGCUCCCUAGGUUCGGUCCGCUGCAAGACGGAGGGCCUGGUCGGAACAAGCUCGACCUGCUGGUUUCGGUGGGCACAGGGUACACAGCACCCGAACGGCAGCCCCGCCACCCGAGGCCAGGCGGAAUCGUGCACGACGGUGCCAUUACUCGCUUGAUCCGAGCAACAGUGUCGUCCCCGUCCAUGGACGGUGAGCAGGCCUUUCUUGAGGCGCUAAACUUUGUUUCCAGUCCCAUACGAGCGGACAUCUACCGGGUGAAUCAACUGCUCCAUAGACCGCUCCCGUGGUUGGACGACGUGGAAAAGUUGGACGGGCUGGCUGAGUCAUCAUUCAACGUGCCUGACGAGUUAGUCCGGGCGGUCUUGGUGACGGGGACGUUGUUCUUCGAACUCGACGGUUGUCCCACCACGAGGCAAGGGACGAUCUUCUGCGAGGGUUCAAUCCUCUGCACAAGCACACAGCCUAGGAAGUUGAUUGGCCGGAUUCUAGCUGAAAUUCCGGGCGCAGAGUUCCAGAUUGACCAUCAAGGGCCCCUGGGUCUAGUUGGAGAGGACAAUGGCUGCCGUCUUUGUGGAUACUAUCGCAAAAAGGUAUCAUUCACUGUCUGUAGCCUCGACGAAACUCUCACCAUUCAAGUCGGCAAUACUGAAUCGCGGACGCGACUAGGAGGCUUUCCUAAAUCCGUUCAAAAUCUCUUAGACGAGCAGCAAGUGCAGAGUCCCUUUGGUCGUCCGGAUCACCGGACUGAUGCGUGGCCGCCAGCAAGGCGCUGCCUCUGUCGCCGCGGGACCAAGAGGCGAGUUGCAUUCGCCGAACCUUCUCUCGGGCAAAAGAGGAGGCGUUUGUAAACCAUUCAAAAUUAUGUAUAGAUCGGAACAUUCUAUAACAUACAUUAUUAGAUAUACCAAGUUGUUCACUGGCCAACUUGAAACCUCAUAUCAUCAAGAAGAUAAUAUGGGCAUCAGUACACCUCGA